Messenger RNA from Tilletiopsis washingtonensis, 3486 nucleotides. RefSeq lists its product as hypothetical. Gene Ontology annotation, molecular function: flavin adenine dinucleotide binding; iron ion binding; oxidoreductase activity, acting on paired donors, with incorporation or reduction of molecular oxygen. The record is from RefSeq and is a predicted model, not a curated record. The annotation marks the transcript as partial. The transcript has 9 exons. NCBI's taxonomy places the organism in Eukaryota, Fungi, Basidiomycota, Exobasidiomycetes, Entylomatales. Gene Ontology annotation, cellular component: cytosol.
CGCCUGUACAACCCGGCCUUCCAGCCCACGCGCUGUGCUCUGCAGGACGUCGUGGUCCCUGGCGGCUACUUUGUGCGCAAGGGCUCGCAGGUCACGACGGCGCUGCAUGCGGUCAUGGUCAACAAGGAGCACUGGGACGACCCGUUCAAGUUUGACGUCGGCCGGUGGGGCACGGAGAAGGUGCAGCACCGCCACUCGCACGCGUACAUCCCCUUUGCUGCUGGCGGACGCGGCUGCAUUGGACAGAGCCUUGCACUCGCGGAAGUCAAGGUGAUCCUCGCCCGCUGGGUCCUCAACUUCCGCUUCGAGAACGUCACGGGAGAGAGCGUCGUGUAUGACCCCGACUUCUCCCUCUUCCGCCCGCUCAACCUCAAGAUCCGCGUGCACGCGCAAGAGGAUGCUGCAACAUUCCAGGCCACGCGCGAGGCUGCCGCUCCCGAACCAUCUGGUGCCAAAGAGUCGCCAACAACAAAGCGCCCGCCCGUCGGCCGCACGGACCUCCCGGCCUUCUACGCUGUGCACGCCUCCAACACGGGCACCUGCAAGGGCUUUGCGUCCGAGCUGACGCGUCGGGCACGCGACCUGGGCUUUGCCGACGUGAAGCUGCUGUCGAUGGAGGAAGGACCGCUCGUCGACGCAGACGCCACGGCCGAGCUCGUGGCAAAGGACCACAUCCUCGUCGUCGUCACAUGCACGUACAACGGCGAGCCGCCAGAGGCGGCCAUCGAUCUCGACACGCUGCUUGACCAGGCCGUCAAGGACAAGGAUGAACACCGCUUCGCUGGACUGCGCUACGCCGUCUUCGGCUGCGGCAACAAGCAGUGGGGCUCGACGUACCAGGCUUUCCCAGACAAGGUCAACGCGUCGCUGAAGGCGCUCGGUGCCGAGCAGUGGUUCGAAAAGGGCUCGGGAAACGCCGACGAGGACCAAGAUCGCGACUGGAACGAGUGGUCGACGAAGCUCUGGGGCCAGGUGGCUGCCAAGAACGGCAUCGACUUGGCCAACCCACAAGGCGGUCAGAGCGAGUCCAGCACUUCGUCGAGCGUGUCCGAUGCGGUCCGCAUCGCGUUUCAGCCAAUUGACGACGGCGCAAAACCGCCACGCGCGACGCCGCUCCGGGACUUCGCCGAAGCGUCUGUCGUCGAGAACCGCGAGCUCGUCGACGAGGGCGCCGAUCCGCCGAGGGGCAUGCGCUUGCUGACGUUGAGUCUGCCGCCCGGCGCAUCCUACCGUGCGGGCGACCACGUCGAGAUUGUGCCGGAGAACCACCCCGAGGCCGUCGAGACGGUCCUUGCGAAGCUGCAUCUCGUCGAGCAGGCGAGAUUCAGCGUGGAGGUGCAGCAGGAGGACAGCUUGAACGCGUUCUCACUCGCGGGCCGUCUGGCCUCCCUCGGCGCCAUGGACAUCCGCGAAGCGCUCACCUUCCACGCCGACCUCUCUGCCCCGCUCCAGCGCAGCGCGCUGCAGCACGUCAGCACGCUUCUGCCCGAUGGCGACAAGGCCAAGGCGGAGCUGGAGGCACUCGCCGAUCCGAGCGCAGACAAGGACACCAUGGCGGCGUUUGCGCGCAAGAAUCGCAACUUUGCGGCUCUGCUGGCGCACUAUCCCAGCGUCGGAAGCGCGUUGACGCUCAAAGACCUGCUGCUCUGUGUCAAGUCCAUCGCCACCCGACGCUACUCGAUCGCGAGCAGCCCUGCGGCGGACAGCAACACGCUCAAGAUCUGCGUCGGCGUGAAUCCGCUGAUCACCGAGGAAGGAGCCAUCGAGGGCCUCUGCAGCGGCUUCCUUAAGAGCUGCGAGCCUGGCCACAAGAUCUUCGUCCGCACGAGGCCGUCGCAGGAGGCCUUCCACCUGCCGGCCACGCCCGACGUGCCCGUGACGAUGGUUGCCGCCGGCACAGGCAUCGCGCCGUUCCUUGGCUUCCUCGAGGAGCGCAAGGCGCAGGGCCUGAAGCUCGCGUCCCACGGGGGCACGGCCGCCCAGUGCAAGCUGUACUACGGCACCUCCGAGCGGGACAUGUCUGAGCUGAAGAAGCUCCUGUACGUCUACAUCGACGAGGGCUACGCAGACAUCGAGGCGGUGUACAGCGGCGACCACGGCUCGCGCCUGUUUGCGCAGGACCUGCUCGUCCGCGACGGCCUUGAUGUGUGGUCUGCGCUGCAGAACAAGGGCCGCUUCUACGUGUGCGGCUCGGCGCUCCGCGUGGGCUCGGGCGUGGAGCAGGUGCUGGGCACCAUCGCCGAGCAGCUCGGCGGCAGGAAGGACGGGGCGGCGGAGGUCAAGGCGCUCAAGCGCAGCGGGCAGCUGAGCGAGGACGUACCCUCGCAGAGGGCAUGGACGGCCCGUCACGUGCGGGACUGUGGGCUGCGUCGAGGCGCGCGGCGGGGCGCUGCAGCUGCGAAGGCGGUGCGGCGCGAGGUGUUGAGUGAUGCUCCACGCGCGCCCGACACUGGUGCAGUGCCGCAACGCGCCCGCUGCCGGCUGGUGUUGGACUCGCCGCGCGGCGCUGCAGAUCUGCGGCGAGACCUGCCUGUUGUGGAGUUGCGCUCGGCGAAGCCUCGACUCGCGCAGGCCGCGGCCGAGGAGCGGCGUCGAGCCGCACAGCAGAACGCUGCAUGCUGCUUGCCGUGCCUGGUGGACGCAGAGCGGCAGCGUGCAGCAGCUGGCCGGCGCUGCGCUGCGCCUGCCGCAUUCGUGGCGCGCGCCUUCUUGAGUGCCGGCCGCGCUGCUGCCGCCUCUCUCCUCUCCACCACGUCCUCGCCGCACCGUCUCUCCCUCAACACACCCUCCACCCUCCGCACAGCAACCAUGUCCCACUCUGCGAUGCUCAAGCUCAACGCCGCCGGCCUCUCCGCCGAGAGCUCGCUGCUGCUGCCCGAGCGCGCCGCCGGCGACGCCGCCGAGGCCGCCAUCCUGCAGUCGGUCCGGGAGCUGUACGCGGCCGCGCCGAGCACGUCGACGUUUGUGCCGUUUGCCAACGAGAUCAUCCUCACGCUGCCCAACGGUGACGUGGCCGUCGGUGCCGCGGCGUUUGAGGCCAAGUUCCGCGCCUCGUGGACUGCGACGCCGCACCGCCACGUUCAGCUGCGCCUGCUUGAGAGCCCCGAGUCGCUCGCGGCCGGCACGCUCUGCGUCGACGUCGUCGUCGCGGCCAUGACAGACGCCGGCGAGGCGGCGCAGGUCAGCAAGAGCACGCGCAACCUCGUCGUGCUCAAGCGCAACGCCGAGGGCCGUGUGGCGAACAUGACCGAGGAGGAGGGCCACCGGAGGGCAACGGCGCCGCUCGCCGCCCGCACUGCCGCCGCCUCGAACUUCUACUCGCACUCGCCGACAGACAACAUGGUCUCGCCGUGCACAUCGAAGCUGAACCUGAGCAAGAAGAAGCACUUCAUGAAGGCCAAGCCGACGACGCUCUUCCCGUCGGCGACGUCGCGCACACCGACAAACCUGCGCGCCAACUCGGCCGACCAGAACAUGGCCCUCUAG